Amorphotheca resinae ATCC 22711 is the source of this 1543-nucleotide messenger RNA. RefSeq lists its product as hypothetical. The record is from RefSeq and is a predicted model, not a curated record. The coding region runs from base 374 to 1543 and encodes 389 amino acids. The transcript is spliced from 6 exons. NCBI's taxonomy places the organism in Eukaryota, Fungi, Ascomycota, Leotiomycetes, Helotiales, Amorphothecaceae.
CGUCCGCCACCCUUCCCGUCCUGCCCUCUAGAGUCCUAGCCGGGCCGGUAAAUCAGGAGGUAAUAAUGGGUAGAGUAAUAAUACCGCAGAGGAUGAUGGCAUGAUGGUAUCCCCUCUUCUAGUCCAAAGUACAAGAGACGAGGCGACCCACAAAGCAUGGCCCUCCUCUCCCUAACCAACCGUCUAAGACAUCAUAGGAUCGGCCGUAGGUGUAGUAGUGUCUCGUCACCCACUACUACUACUACUCUCUUGGUGGCGAUCAGCAGGAUCAGCAGGAUCAGCGCGAUCGAUCACCAUAGGGUUUGCGGAGGGGAUCGUCAAUGAUAUAUCUGCGGUCCAGCCUUGCAAACCCCUCCAGAACUCGAGAGCAAAGAUGAGUUCCCCGACGUCUGGACUGAACCCAGGGUCUACGCCCGCGGGGCCUAUCGACACUUCGACCAAUGCUCCCUCGAUUCUCGCCAUCACGGGCACCUUCACGGGCUUCGCUGCGCUCAUCAUCCUGCUGCGGUUAUACGUGCGGACGUUCAUGCUGAAAACAGUUGGGACCGAUGACUAUAUCAUAAUCUGGGCGAUGCUUUGCAGUGUUGGGGUUCUGGUAUGCUUCAUCGGUGAAACGCAUCAUGGUAUUGGAAUGCACGAGGCAGGCAUUGUGAUGUCCGAGAGAAUCAAGCAGCUGCACUGGCAGUUCUUCCACAAUCUUCUUGUCAUGAUUGGCAUUUCACUCGUUAAAAUCUCCAUUGCUUUCUUUUUACUCCGGCUGGUCAUUUCGAGACCCUACAAGAUCUUCUUGAUUUCCAUGAUUGUAUUCCUGAUUCUCUUUACGAUUUCAUGUGCCGGAACUCUCAUCUUUGCAUGCAUUCCGGUCAAGGCAGUCUGGGACCUGACGUAUACCGGGUCAUCAAAGUGUUUCUCAAAAUCAACCUUUACUGCAAUCGGUCUGUAUAACAGUUGUAUUAACAUCGUCACGGACGUUAUCUUUGCCUGUCUUCCCGUGCCCAUUAUCUGGAACCUGCAGGUCAAUAGCCGAGUCCGAAUCUCCCUGAUUGGAGUUCUCAGUCUUGGUUUCUUUGCCUGCACAGCCGGUAUCGUCAAGACGGUGCUACAAUCCAGAGUCCUCACGGACCCCGACAGCAGUCGCAACGACUCAUACGCUGUCUGGAACAUGAUCGAGCUGAACAUCGGUCUUAUCGCGUCCUCCCUCCCCGUCCUCCGACCACUCCUCUCCGUGAUCCUCGACUCCAGGCCCGUACAAGCCAUCGCGCGUCGCACAGGGCUGAGCUCAGGCGACACCCCGCGCUCCAGACACCACCACUACUACAUGCAGGACAGUAUCAGACUGCACUCGGUGACCGGGCAGAAGUACGAUGUCACGGUGACGACCCACAACACGAGCAGGCCGGGCGACAGCUCCGACGAUAUCAAGGAUGGAGGCGAAAGCGGCAUCACUCGAAGCGAGCGCGACCGCGACCGCGAUAGCGACGAGUUAUUCAUCAUGCAGCACGGCGUAGGCAUCACGAAAACAGUCGACGUGAGCGUGUCAUGA